ACAUGAGUGACAGUCAGAAAGGAAGACAAAAGUAGAUAGAUAGAUAGAUAGAUAGAUAGAUAGAUAGAUAGAUAGAUAGAUAGAAAGUGUUUUAUAGGACACGACACUGUUUGGUGCAGUCUGGAGGAAGUUUCAGCAGUGGAGACGCAGGUGCACGUGGAGGCGCGCGGAAUCGGCGCACGUGCCUGGGCGCCCAGUUGAACGGCAGGCAACUCAGCGAGGCGGAGGAACGCGUGCGACGCCAUUUGCUGCUUUUGCUACGAAUCGAAGGGAAGCGCGCGGCGACUGUCUCUCCGGCAGCGCGUGCACACAUAGUGUAUAUCUAUCUCAGACAGAAAUGCGCGCUUCGAAACGGCAUCACGGAUAAACUCUAGAAGACACCCACUGUCUUCCUGAAAUUGUGACCAUGAGCCCUUCCUGUUUUAUUUUGUUUGCCUUCAUCCUCUUCAGCAGCUUGCUGGAAGAGCCACUGCUGAGUGCUGAGGUGAAGGAGGGAGAGAUUCUUCCUCCUACUAUCCAGAAGCUGAUGAAAGGAUAUAAUAAGUACCUGAGGCCUUUCUUUGACAAUGGCCCUGUCACAGUGGGGAUGAGUUUGGACAUUGCCAGUAUUGACACAAUAUCAGAGAUCAACAUGGAUUACACUGCCACCAUCUUCCUGCGGCAGCGCUGGACAGACGAGAGGCUGGUAUUUGAAGGCAAUAAAAGCUUGAGUCUGGAUGGGCGUCUAGUGGAGCUGCUCUGGGUUCCUGAUACCUUCAUUGUGGAUUCCAAGAAGUCCUUCCUGCAUGAUAUCACAGUGGAAAAUCGGCUGAUCCGAAUCUUCCCCAAUGGGACUGUGCUAUAUGCCCUUCGGAUCACCACUACUGUGGCCUGCAACAUGGACCUGACUAAAUACCCUAUGGAUAAACAGACAUGCACCCUACAACUGGAAAGCUGGGGUUAUAAUGUCAACGAUGUGAUGUUUUACUGGGCAAGAGGCAAUGAUUCAGUCAGUGGGUUGGACACUCUGCGUCUGGCCCAGUACACAGUAGAAGAUCAUUACACUUCUGCCUCAGAGGCUGUUUAUGAGACAGGUAAUUAUCCUAAACUCAUAUUUCACUUUGAGCUGAAGAGAAGCAUUCUAUACUUUAUUUUGGAAACAUACGUGCCCUCCAGUCUGCUAGUCGUGCUAUCCUGGGUGUCCUUCUGGAUCAGCCAGUCAUCAGUGCCUGCUCGCAUAUGUAUAGGAGUUACGACAGUGUUAACGAUGACCACACUGAUGAUGGGUGCAAGGACGUCUCUACCCAACGCUAACUGCUUUAUCAAAGCAAUAGACGUGUAUUUGGGAAUCUGUUUUAGUUUCAUCUUUGGAGCAUUGAUCGAAUACGCUGUUGCUCACUUCUGCACAUUUAACCACCCAGAGUGUAAUAGUGCGUUUACGCAUGUGCAGGACUGUGAAGAGGAGAUCAACGGCAUUGUCACUACUAUUGCCAGCGAUUCCAGCCGAACAAAGCGCCGUAAGGACUCUCCAACCCCUGCUCCCACAUCAACUCCUAGCAGAGAGCCUGACCUCAUGCCCCAAACCCCUUCUCACCCAGAUCCUAGGAACCCAGAAGCCCUGGAGGAUCCACUUAACCGCUGCAUCAAAAACCUGUCCCUCAUACGACAGAUGAUCCGUUCUGUGAACUGCUGUCAUGUGGAGAAUCCACAUUACAUAGACAACUACUCUCGUGUGACAUUUCCCCUUUCCUUUGUUGUAGUCAACCUACUCUACUGGACUUAUUAUCUAUACUUUUAAUCCAUUGAGUGUUUGAUGGGAGAUACUAUGAAAGAGGGAGCACCUAAUGUGUGACUGAGCAUGAAGCCAUUCCAGUUUCUGUGUAGGUUUAAGUUUUUCUUUAGGUUGUAUGAAAAAUAAGAGUGGAAGUAACAGCGUAUGCAUGAUGGUGUGAGUGUGAGUGUUUUUAUUUUGAAUUUUUUAUCUGCUAUUAACCAAUUUGCGGAUUAUGUUUACAAUUCUUUUCUGGACACCGCUGCAGAUGUAACAUGCUACAAUGAUGCAAUAACAUGUUAAGGAAAAUGGCUGAUUAAGAUUAAGACAUAGAGAUGUCAUAUGGAUUCAUCUGCAAUGCAGCUGUUCCACUAUUUCUAACAAGCAGGGAUAUAAAAUAAUGGUAAAAAUAAUAAAACAUCACCUACUGUAUGUCAGUGAACUAGGUGAAUCAAUGGAUUAAAACAUGCACUUGUUACUUACACUUGAACAAUCUGCAGAAAGGUUUGGAUUUAUAAGCAACAAGUAAAAUAUAAACACACAAUGUUGAAUAUAAUAAUAAUCAUAAUAAUAAUAAUUAUAAUAUUAAUUAUCUAAAACUUUAAUGAAAACUAUUAAGAGUUAGUAAACUGACUCUUCUUUGUAGAUCUGGGCAACAGUGUACAGACAUUGAGGAUUUUUGAUGAAAUCCAAACUAACUAAGGAGAAACUUCAUUUUUGAAAACCCACGACUUUCCUCUUAAGAAAAAGUUUCUUUGUUCUUUAUUUGCAUUUGGUCUGAAUACUAAGAAAACAGGAAUGCAUAGUUUUCCAGUACCGCUGUAGCAUGCAGUCAACAAUCUUAACUACUACAGCUAAUCCACAGUUGUGUGCCCUUUUGCUAAUGAUUUUUCUUUAUAUAUCUGAGCAUUGACAUUUUAUAGUACUGUCCUCAAGUACCACACACAUACACAUAAUGCAUUCUUUCUCUUCUCGUCCAUGCGUUACCAUGUUUCCAGUUAUUGGCUCUGCCAGCCAAGGGCUUUGCUCUUUGAGUUAGUAAGCCAGCUAAGUUGCUGCUAGGUGCUGCAGGGGGCAAACCAAAGCUAUUGCUAUUUUUUAUUGCCUCAGCAAAUUUUCCUGUCCCAGGCUCCCUUCUUUUCUCACUCAUUAUCUCUCAGUGCAAGCCAGUGUAAAUGAUUUUAUAUGAUUUGCUAUUAAAUUAUUAAUUAUGUAUUCCUUUUUACAAGCAGGAAAGUGCCAUGAUCAUGUCUGGUUGCAGAGAAACUGUAUAAACAGGAUCUUGGGGAUCACCAUGCUGUAUCCUGUGUACACUUGACAAGUGACUGCUUGGACAGUUAGGGACAGUUUAUGUUUAUAAAUCACCUUUAUUCUUUACCAUGCUGUGUAAUUUUGUAAAAUAACAAUUAAUUUGUGGCACAGUGUGAUAUACGACCUGAGACCAGCCUUGUGUGAUUAUUUUGUAAACAAUCGAAUAUAUCUAAUUAAUGCACGCUGCUUCAUUGGGGUAAUACUGAAAAGAAAAAAAAAAAAAAAAGACUUAAAAAUGCAACAUUCUCACUUUUUAGCAGACAUUUGAUGUCCUCAAUUGCAUCGAUUUUUUUUUUUACAGAUGGAUCUCCCCGCACAGAUUCUUCUUUUUGUCCUAGGCAGAGAUUGACUCUCAAAUGUGGCACCCUGCCGUGAGAAACAUUUAGUCUUUUUAGAACUUUAAGCUUUACCUAAAAGCCAUAAAAAAGGCCAUAUUGAUUCAAUGAAAUUACACAUUAGAUAAAAGAGGAUGACUGACUAAAGAAGUGGCAGGUGUUCACUUUAUUAAGAUUAAAGGCCAGCACAGCAGGCAUAAUACAUUUCAAUCAGCUUCUACAAAGCUCACCAUCCAGGUAGAAGCUUUCAUCUGGCAUUUUUUUUCCCCUCGUUUUCUUUUUUAGAUGUGUUAUAUUUUGUAUUGUAAUUAAUGCAUGUUUUUUCGUUCCUGGCUAUACACAAUACAUAACUAUAUAUUGUGUUAUGCCACAUAAUUUAUGUUUAUUAAUGACUUUUUAAUUUUCAUUUUAAACUGUAAACUUUUGUAAAAGGACAAAAUAUCUACUGUAGGAACUUCGUGCUACAUAAUGUGCAAAUAAGAUUUAACUUUUAUGUCUACCUGGGCAUAUUCUAAUAAAUGUUUCAUAAGAUAACCAGAAACAUGGAAACAUUUUUGGCUUUAUAUAUAUAUAUAUAUAUAUAUAUAUAUAUAUAUAUAUAUAUAUAUAUAUAUAUAUAUAUAUAUAUAUAUAUAAUCUUACAAUUUCUACUCAUUCACAAUCUUUUGAAAUGAUUUAAUUUUCUGACUUUACAAUCUAGUAUGAUUAUGAACUUUUUGUUUAUAAACUGAUAAUAAGGAAAAUCCUGACAAGUCUCAGUUAUGUGAAAAUUUUGGCUUAAAGCAUGUUUUGAUUUCUGUUGAAAGUUUCUCUUUUUAUCUCAAAAUAAUGAUUUAAUAAUUACAAAAUAUGUCAAUUUAUUUUAUUAUUUUAGAACAAGAUAUGUUGAAUGUAUUUUUUAAAAGCAUUUGUUGAUCUAUAGGAACUAGCCCAGGAACUUUGAUCCCUUUUUUAGAAUUCUGAGAUUUAAAAUAAGAAUAUUCAGAUAAUAUUUCAGAAUUCCUGCCAAAAUUCUAAGUAAAUAUAUUCUGACAUAUUUCUUUCCAGAAAUAAAG
This is a messenger RNA of Silurus meridionalis, 4451 nucleotides long. RefSeq names its product gamma-aminobutyric acid receptor subunit pi (gene gabrzb). Gene Ontology annotation, biological process: chemical synaptic transmission; monoatomic ion transmembrane transport; signal transduction. Bases 407 to 1777 code for a protein of 456 amino acids. Lineage: Eukaryota; Metazoa; Chordata; Actinopteri; Siluriformes; Siluridae. Gene Ontology annotation, cellular component: membrane; GABA-A receptor complex; synapse. The transcript has 10 exons. The record is from RefSeq and is a predicted model, not a curated record. Gene Ontology annotation, molecular function: neurotransmitter receptor activity; GABA-A receptor activity; extracellular ligand-gated monoatomic ion channel activity.